GAAAUGAUCCAGCAUAGUCGGCAGAUCAAUGCGACUCUUAGGAUUGUGGUGGUGGCUGGUGUGGUUCAGAAACAGGCUAUGGCCGCUCGCAGCCCAUUUUGCAUGCUUGCACGCAAGUCGAAUGUUGGGCUUGUUGCCCUUCGCCUUUCAGAGAACAAAUCCAUCGGCACUAGAACAACUGAUACAGGAAACGACUUUUUGGUACGAUGCACCUAG
This is a messenger RNA of Aspergillus homomorphus CBS 101889, 216 nucleotides long. RefSeq lists its product as uncharacterized. Lineage: Eukaryota; Fungi; Ascomycota; Eurotiomycetes; Eurotiales; Aspergillaceae. The transcript has a single exon. The annotation marks the transcript as partial. The record is from RefSeq and is a predicted model, not a curated record.